Messenger RNA from Scylla paramamosain (green mud crab), 5471 nucleotides. Its product is annotated as leukocyte receptor cluster member 8 homolog. NCBI's taxonomy places the organism in Eukaryota, Metazoa, Arthropoda, Malacostraca, Decapoda, Portunidae. The record is from RefSeq and is a predicted model, not a curated record. Gene Ontology annotation, cellular component: nucleus.
GAGAGUUAGUGUUAAAUGAAGGUGGCAACACUGACUGGCCCAAAACGACCAGUCGACCACCAUCUUGUGCAAAGAGUGAGAAGAAGAGAAAGAGAAAGGAUAACACUUCAUAUUUUUAAGUUCUGUGCCGCUCUGGGAGGACAUAAGAUCCCAGCAAGACGUCCCACCGGUGCAGAAAGAACUGUUGAUGCAGCAAUGAACAACAACCCACAUGGAAUGGCAGCCUGGCAUGGGGGAGGCAAUGCAGCGCAGGGGGGCGGUGGCUGGUUCAUGGGACCUUAUGGAGGCUACCCCAACACCUACAAUGGCCCCCCUGGUCCCCCUGGCCCUCCACAGCAAGGGUGGAAUGGAUAUGGCGGCCCGGGUGGAUAUGGCCCCUAUGGUGGAUAUCAAUCACCCUGGGCUUAUGGCGUGCCCCCAGGAAUGCCAGGGCCACCCCAACCACAGGGAGAUGGAUCCAACACCAACAAUAAUAAUAACAAUAACAACAACAAUGGCAAUAACAAUAACAAGAAGAAUAACAGCAACAACUCAGUCAGUGACAGCAACCCUCCACUGCCACCUGGCCCACCACCACCUGGCACCCUGAACAAGGGUGAGCAGGGCAAGGGGAAUCCUAAUAACCAGAAGGGUAAUGACAAGGGCCAGGAGAAGGCAGCAGGGAGCAAUCAGAUGCAGGGAUACGUGCAGGAUUACAACCACGGCUAUAACCAAGGCUACGGGACUGCCUACGGGCAAGGCUAUGAUGGAUUUGGGUACGGGGGUGGCUGGUACGGCCCCCAAGGUCCCCAGGCUCCCCAGCAACCCCCACAGCAGCCGCCCCAGGCGUACCACCAGUCCCCCAUGGGUCGCAGUGGUCCCUCCACAGUGUCAUCUGGUCCCAUCAAGUUCAACCUGCCCAGCAAGAAGGGGCUGGGCUACAGUGCCUUCCAGCAGCAGCAGGGCAUGCAGCAGCAGGAACAACAGCAGCAGCAACAGCAGCAGCAGCAGCAACAGCAACAACUCCAGCAGCAACAACAGGAGCAGCAGAAGCAAAAUGAACAGCAGCAGCAGCAGCAGCAGCAGCAACAGCAGCAACAACAACAACAAAUGCUACAACAGAUGCCCCAGCAACAGCAAAUGCAGAAUAUGAACAGCAAGAAAAAGAACAAGAAGAACAAGAACAACAUGAUCAUGUCCAACAACCCGUGGACCAAAAUGCAGCACCUGGACAAGCAGGUGCAGCAGCAGAUACCCCCACCCCAGGUGUCCCCGCAGCAGCAGCACGACCCCAACAACAUGAUGAAUGAGAAGGAGAACGCUGCGUCUGGCCAGAGUGCAAUGAACAUCUUCCAGAACAGCGCCGAGAAGCAGAGUCUGAUGAACAAGGCUGCUGAGAAGACCUGCCUGAAGGAGAUCAAGGGCAUGACGGGCCUUGUGGCUACUGGUGACUGGCCUGAGAGCCUCAAAGCUUACGUGGGGCGCUGCUUUGCCCGCUGCCAGACAGAACUCGACAAAGACCAAGUGGAAAUUUGCCUCAAGGGGAAGCUCACCCAGGCAGCAAAUAACGGCACUCUGUGGACCAAGAACUGGGAUGAGGAGUCACUGCCAAGCAUACACAGCGAGUCCACCGCUAACCUCCUGUCACACAUCAAGAACUGGAACGCCACCAACAACGCCAACAAUAACAGCAACAGUGUCGUCAAUGGCAGCAGCGGCGGCAGCAACAACAACUCUGCAUCUGAGGGCACGCCAAGCCCCGUCAAGACGCCACAGAGCAAGAAGCCAAACUACAAGAAGCAGCACAUGUCUCUGGGUUAUUCUGUGCACAGCCUGAAACAGUCUCCAGCCUCACACCUUCCCGUCAGAUCCUCGCGCUCCAGGUCACAGUCGAGGUCACGCACUCGAUCCAGGUCCUCAUCAUCCAGGUCGAGAUCUCGGUCGCGGUCGCCAGCCUAUCGCAGGGCUCGGCGGGACAGCAAGCGCCGUCACUCCUCAGGGUCGGAGGAAGAGAACAAGGGGUACAUCAGGCUGAGCAAUAAGCGAGGCCGCAGUCCCUUUGUCGGGCGAGGACGAGGCAACAAAAAGAUGAAGGGAAAGAACAAUCGCACCGAGUCACACUUCUACUCCAAGCACGGGCGGAUGAACCUGGACCCGGAGUUCAGCACAUCGGAGCGGCUGCAGAAGAGGGCAGCUCGCUUCAGUGGUGGGCUGGACAUGGGGCCGCCCAGGAAGAAGAAGCCACUCAACAUCACCAAGACCAUCAGCAACACCAAGCUGCUCAACAACUCCUUCACCAUUGAUGGGGACGACAUUGACUGGAGCUCCAUCCACAUCGUCGGCACCUCCACUGCCCUGGAGAAGAACUACCUGCGGCUGACAGCGGCCCCAGACCCAUCAACGGUGAGGACAGUGGACACACUCAAGAAGUCGCUGGAGCACAUCAAGCGUCAGUGGGUCAAGAACCAGGACUACCGGUAUGCGUGUGACCAACUCAAGUCCCUGAGGCAGGACCUGACCAUCCAGGGUGUCAGGAAUGAAUUCACUGUACAGGUGUAUGAGACACAUUCCAGGAUAGCGUUGGAGAAGGGAGACCACGAGGAGUUCAACCAGUGCCAGAGUCAGCUGAAGCAACUCUACUCAGAGGUUGGGGGUGAGAACGCCCUCGAGUUCGUGGCCUACAGACUCCUCUACUACAUCUUUACCAAGAACACAUUAGACAUCACCUCCCUCAUGGCCGGCCUGUCCAGUGAGCAAAAAGAGAACGAGUGCAUCAGCUUCUCCCUCAAGCUGCGCGCCGCCUGGUCGCUGGGGAAUUACCACCGCUUCUUUAAGCUGUACCGCAUUGCCCCCAAGAUGGCAGGCUACCUCGUUGACUGGUUUGCUGACAGGGAGAGGAGGCAGGCUCUCAGGGCAAUGCUUAAAGGCUAUCGGCCGGGUAGUCUAGAUGUCAGUUUUAUUAGGUCGGAGUUGGCACUCGGGACUCAAGAGGAGUGGCAGAAAUUUGAGAGUGCCGUGAGCUUGGUGUAUACCGACGCGACAAAGACUAAAAUCGACUGCAAACAAUCUUCUGCUGAAGCCCCAGCAAGCUAGGAACUCUAGUGAAACAUGGAGGACAGUUGUACAAAAUUUUAUCAUGCCUGAAACAGGGCAAAAGUGACAAGUGCCCCUUCAAAAGGCUAGUUACAAGGGUGGGGUGUGUGUAUGUAUGUGUGAUGUUGAUGGUUGUCUGGUGUGCAAAGUGAAUAUAACCAAAGAACCUUAAUUUGGACGGUGUUCAUGGAGUCGCUGAAGAAAUUUCCUCUUCUGAGCUGUGAAAACUGACCUAUUCACUGAACCUUUGCUGGGAUAUUGUCAAGUGGACAUUUUUUUGAUGGAAGCACAGAAGUCAGUUCAUGUACAUAGCGUUAGUUGGUUUGCAGUUAAGCGCUGGCGAUGAGAGUUGUUCAAACACACCUUACCAAAAGUUGAAAACUGAGCCUUUGGGAAGCCAUGAACUGUGGUUGGCUUUCUUGAUGCUGUGAAAAGCAAGAUUCCUUUCAAGCUUAAGUCUGUGAACAAUCCUGUUGCUUGGGCUGUACUGGAGUGCACAAUCCAUCUGCACCACAUUUCUUUCUCUAUCCUUUACUCUCUUAGAACUAAAGCUAUUUGAUUAUAGUUCAUUUGUGCACUUCAUUCUUCCUGUCACUUGUAGGAUCAAGACAAGUCAGGCAUGCAUCACGCUUUCCUCUCACUACUUCAUCGUGAACCACCAUGCCAUAGCCAUCCUCACCAGCACCAUCAACACCACUAAACAGAAGACUUCAGCAAGCUGGUGAUUGGUCACAUGCACAUCAGUAAGAGCAUCAACAUCUUCAGGAACCAUCUACAUCAGGUAGUAGAGAGUUACACAGUGCACAAAGUGUAGGAAGAUUGCAAACAGUGAGCAAAGCAAGUGUAGCAUCAGAGGGACAUCUCAACUUGUCUCUGUCUUCACGGCAACUCGGGAUCUUCAAUUCGUAAAGGGUCUGCACGACGCCUCAGGAUCUUCACCACAACAGAAGAGGGUGGAAGCUGGGCCUGCCCUGUACAGUGGUUAAAUAAGUUUCAGGUACCACUUCCUUUACUUCACACAGGAUUGGGAUACAAGACACCAAGCAAACUCAGCCACAAGAUGGACAGUCAGCACCCUAGUGAGGUUCUGCAUCCCCAUUAAUCGGUCUUCUUCCUGUUUCCUUGCCUCUCUUUCUCAUUCAUCAUCAUGUAGAUGGUAGUGCCAACCCUUUAUGGUUCAAGUAGCAGGAUUCACAGUGAAGAUUGUUGAAAGGAAGUGUGCCAGUGUGCCUUAGGACUCUGAAAACAGGCCUGAGACUGGCUGCCAUAUAGAACUGAGGAAUCUUGAAGUGUGAGCAGAGAUGUUAACCAGGGGAGGGAGAAGUGACUGGUGGCUUCGAGAUGUUUGCACUGGAAGCCCAUCUCGGUGGGUUUUCUGGUGUGAUGCCUGGAAGACCAACGAAGACUUGAAGACAGUUUGCACCUUAGUGGUGUGAGAGUUGCAGAGACUGGAGUGUUGGCAUGCAGCGUGGGGAGUGUCGCCACCAGGUUUCCCCGAGUCCCCAGUGCAUCUCCCUCAAGCAGAGCAGUGGGCAGUGGUAGCUUGCUGCUGCUCUCUGCUCAUGUUGUAAUGUUAUGGAACAUUAGCUUGUUCCCAGGUUUAUCCAGCAUUGUUCCAGCCUGUAGCAGCACAAAUGCAGCUCACCAGCAUCCAGAAGUGUUCCAGUACCAAGAGACCAGCCGUUCCCGUUUCCAGCUGAUUGGCGUUCCAGGGCAGUGUAGCAGUCUACGUCAUCGUCCCAGUUGUUCCAGCACAGCAGCCGUGGCCGUCAGUUAUUCAGCAUCCUGGAGACCCUUCCCCACACACCACACCUUCCUAGCGGUGGCAGUACAGUUCCCUGGCCACCCUGUCCCCCAGGGAGGCUCUGCAGGUGGUUGAUGAACCACAUGCAACUUUACCUUUUUCUUUUUGUCCUGUAGCCAUCAUUUUGUUGGUUUCUCUCACCUUUUUCACAAGUUUUCUUCUACACCAAGAGUAGACACGCCACCCUCCCUGAAGCACUUGGUGUGGUUCAGAAUGUGUACAUAAUGUACAAAAAUUGGCUUUGCCUAACUUAAUCUUCUAUAAUGACUUUAUCUGCCUAGGAAGUAUGUUGAUGUGUGUGGACUCCAGCUCAUGGGUGUCCUUACAUGUCAGAAUUUUUCAUGCAUAUGAACAUUACUUCCAUUCAAGAUGGGCAAGUCAUCUUUCUUAUUUAACUUAUAUAUUAAUAUUAAGUACAAAUUUUCUUGUAGAUAUAGACAAGCAAGAUUUACUGGUAACCCUUUCUUUCUGUUAUUUAUUUUCAUAAUGAAGCAGCUCUACAUUAUUUUCAAAGAUGCUGUGAAGGGUGUUCUCGACUGAAGAGUUUAAAAAGAUAUUUUGUAAAAAAAAAUACUCAAUAAAUAUUGAAGAGAGA